CAGCUCCGCCCUGCCCUGGCUAAAUUGGACGAUGGAAUGUAACCCGUAAGUCAGCCAGCCCGAUCGAUCAGCCAUGAACCACGUUCUCACCGUCGCAUGGAUGUGCCUGGCAGGUCCCGUUACAUAGGGUAUUCGAUAGAUCCGACCGGCUUCAAGCUUGGGCUGUGCCUCACACCAGCGUCUCCCCUGCAGGUCUCGGCCUGAACUUCGUCGUCGUACCGCCACUGUUCUUGACCAAGGGAGUUAUUUUAGCACACGUACUUGGCCACAUUCGGAAUUUCGUUUCGAUUAGGAGUCGCAGUGUCACCUAUCAGAAACAUAACGAGAUGAGUGGCGACCGCCAGGGCAUACGGAGCUGGAAGUGGGAUAUGCGUGCACUGCGGGAUUUCCUCUUCCCCCAUAUAUGAUGUGCAUUGCUCCUCUCCCCCCCUCGACAUGCCCACAGGCCCGGCUCUAGAUUUUCUUCUUUCUGAUCUCCCCCCAUUCUACUACUUGUUCCCACGUGGGAUCAUGGAUGAGACGACGUGCGUGUGCAAUAUUAUAACUACUGCGUAGAAUCACAACACCUAUGACUAGGACAGCAUCUUCCUAGCUGAAGAGCCUCGAUGGAAGACGAUUCGAGUUUCCGGUACCGGGUGAACUACAGCGAGAACAUUGCGCCCAAGUACCCGGCGGGAUUUCACGAUGGCCUCGAGGUCGUCCCUCACGCCACGCCGGUGUACCCCUUACCGGCGCGCGCUCCGAACCAUGUGAUUGGGAAUAGUCCGGAAGCGGAAGAAGAGAAGUGGUCUCCGAGUUCGAGAGGGUGGACCGAUGUGCCUGGGUCGGCAGCAACGUCAGCACCGUUACCACCAUUACCGCCACUACCACGGUCGCCGUCGUCGGAUGUAGAAAGUCAUAAAGAGAAGAAGGAGAAGCGACGGGUGCUGGGGCUUACCGUUCCGCUGUUUUGGACGCUGGUCGUGAUUGUGUUUAUUAUUCUCGCAGCGGCCCUUGGAGGCGGCAUAGGGGGUGGUUUAAAGGCGCAGGAAUCGCAGAAGCUCACUAACAAUGCCUCGAGCGAUACUGCAACAAAUGGGACAUCACCCUCAUCUUCAUCAUCAGGUGGCUCAACACCUACAUCUUCACAACCCGCGGCAACAACGACGGUAACAUCGACGGGUCCUUUACCCUCAGAUGGCGGGUGCCCGUUAAUCAACGGCCAGACGUAUACACCAUAUGCCGUAGAUGGGAAUGCGAUCCCGUUAUUGCCAGGGAAGGAGGGGCAGCAAUUCAAACAGCAGUGCUACACGAACUACGUCUCGUCUGCGACAACACAGGCACAUGAUAUUCUUAAGAUAUACAUGCCGACGCUAGAGAACUGCAUUAUGGCCUGCGCAGAGUACAACGCAGCGUACGCCGCGAACCUAGCGAAUAACACCGGUGUCGGCGGCGGUUUUUGCAUGGGCGUAACGCUGAAAAAAGUCAACGCCGGAUUCUGCUAUUUAAAGAACAGCACCGCUACUAAUGACACGAUGGGACACCCGGAUAUAUAUUCUAGCGCUGUGCUGCUUAACCUUGAUACUUCUACUUAGGCGUCUUUUGGCUUCAUCUUGAGGGUGGCUGGGUUUGAUAAGGCGUAUAUUAUGAGAUAUCCAGAGCCUUGUAUCGUAAAGUCCUUGUAUUAAAAAUCGAAUUUAUGGUAAAACUUGUGAA
Messenger RNA from Annulohypoxylon maeteangense, 1695 nucleotides. RefSeq lists its product as uncharacterized. The record is from RefSeq and is a predicted model, not a curated record. The transcript is spliced from 3 exons. Bases 606 to 1574 code for a protein of 322 amino acids. Lineage: Eukaryota; Fungi; Ascomycota; Sordariomycetes; Xylariales; Hypoxylaceae.